Messenger RNA from Daldinia loculata, 2467 nucleotides. RefSeq names its product cytochrome P450. The record is from RefSeq and is a predicted model, not a curated record. The coding region runs from base 518 to 2362 and encodes 614 amino acids. Gene Ontology annotation, molecular function: oxidoreductase activity, acting on paired donors, with incorporation or reduction of molecular oxygen; monooxygenase activity; heme binding. The transcript is spliced from 5 exons. NCBI's taxonomy places the organism in Eukaryota, Fungi, Ascomycota, Sordariomycetes, Xylariales, Hypoxylaceae.
GUGGGAAUCCGCGUGAUAUAAGUGAGCUAUUUCUGUACGAGUCUCGAAAUACUAGCUUGGUUGGACCUAGGAUGGUCAAAUCUUAUCUCGCAUGAAUAUGCAAUGUCCAGCAUCCUCUCGUAGAGAAUCCGAAGCUACAGUGUUCUAGUAUACUCCAUUUAUGGAUUCUUCAGCUUGAUUUGCUACCAAUCUUCGGGUUCUGCGUCGUGAGACAAGCUAAAUCAAGACAUUCCAAGCCACACUCGCGGAAUGAACUACAGCGCGUCGGCGGGGUCUUCUGUUGAUUAAACUGCACAUGAGCUGAGGGCUAUGGGGUCCACUUUAGAAGGGAUAAGCUCUCCCUUGAGAUAUCAUGUUAAUGAAGGUGGGUUGACUAGCCGUACGGGAGUCAGAGUUAUCUUAUAAGACCAUGAGGAAGAAACGUGUUGCUAGCAUGGUUUAGCACCUAGCUGAAGUCCUUGGGCUUCACCUUCUCAUACUAUCGCCUCGACUCCUAGGGAUCUUCACGACAUCAACGAUGGCUAUGGUUUCUUGGCUUAUAGUUUCGAUUUUACUGCUAUGCCUGGCAUAUGCGGCGAAAAGGGUAAACGAUAGACGUAGGAUCCCGCCUAAUACUCGACCACUACCCGGACCGAAGUCCCUGCCUCUGAUCGGCCGUGUACACGAUAUUCCGGUGAAUUCGUCGUGGCUGAAGUUCUACGAAUGGAGUAAGGAGUAUGGCCCAAUAUAUCAGACCAAAAUGUUUGGUACGGUCCACGUCUGGAUUUCAACAGAACGAAUCGCGAUCGAUCUGCUCUCGCGGAGGGCACGCAACUAUUCAGACCGGCCACAGAUUCCUAACCUUCCUGAUAAUCGAACAAGCGGACACUAUCUCGCGCUGUCGGGGCAUAAUGCUACUUGGAAACGCCAGCGGAAGCUCUGCCAGCAGUUGAUGAGCGUGACGGCUAACGCUUCGCUAUAUGAUUACCCAACAAAAGAACGGGAUCGCUUCUUAUACCUCCUAUCGCGUGACCCGUCACAAUAUCGGGAAUACGUCGAGCAAUUCACAUCACGCACGGUAGCGCGGCUCUCUUGGGGUAGCCCCCAUCCCGCCCAGCUUUUGCGAGUGACGACUUCCGGUCUCCUCGAAACCAUCUCCCCUACAGGCGCGCUGCCUAACGCUGUACCCUGGCUUAUGCACAUACCUAGAUUUAUAAGUCCGUGGAAACAGAAAGAAAAUUCCCGGCAUAGACUCGAAUCUGGACUUCUGAAGGGCAGUGUUCGGUACGUACACGACCGUAUUAGCGAGGGUAAUGCCGAACCAAGUUUCGUACAUACAUUUAUAAACAAACAGAGCGGCCUAAACGAUAACAGUAAAUGGGGCGACGAGGCCGAGGCCACGUAUGUUGUCGGGCAAAUGGCCAUCGCCGGAGCCUUGACGAUUGGAAGUCCGAUCCAGAGCUUCAUACUUGCCAUGCUGCAUUAUCCCGACUGGCAGAGAAGACUCCAAGAUGAAAUCGAUACCGUAUGCGAAGGAAGGUGUCCCGAAUGGGAAGAUCGUGAAAAGUUACCGAUGCUUCGUGCCGCCGUGAAGGAGACGGUUCGGUGGCGCCCCCCGGUUCCGACAGGAAUUCCACAUGCGAUAGAAAACGACGAUGUAUAUGACGGUUAUUUUAUUCCCGCCGGUGCUACUAUUCACGCCUUGGAGUGGGCUAUUACCCGCGACGAGUCUGUAUAUCCAGACGCGGAUGCUUUCAAUCCUGCUCGGUGGCUAGAACCGAAGUAUCCUACCUAUAAGGAGCCACUUUCCGUGUACCCAAACCUCAAAGGAUUCAGUCAGUUCGGCUUCGGCCAGCGCACGUGCCAAGGCGUUCCAAUCGUAGAGCAAGAUCUAUUCUUGACGAUGGGCGGGAUGGUGUGGGCUUUCAAUCUCCGGAAGAAAUGUCGGGAAGACGGUAGCGAAAUACCCGUGCACUGGAAUGACUACACGCCGUUGCUCAUAGCCAAGCCAGCGCCAUUCGAAUUUGACGCAUCGGUACGAAGCAAGAUAAAGGAGAUAACUCUGAGACAGAUGUGGGAGACAGGUAAAGGCGAAGACGACGAAGAGGAAGAGCAGAAUGAGCUCCUCGUACAGACACGGAAGGAAGAUAUCGCGGAUAUAGAGGCCACGGAGGCAGUGCACGAAGAUGAUACUGCAAGUGAUCGCGGUAGCGAGACAAGUGUUUCGGGAUCACUCGCAAGAUCGGCUUCAUCUGUUAGUAUGGAAUCUGAUAGUGAGUCCGGUGAUGGGGGUAGCCCUACAUUAGCGUCUAGCUUUCAUUUAUCGAAACGCCCGGCGAUGAUGGCAGCGGCGGUAGGAGAGCAAAACAUACAGCAAUCGUGAUAAGGACGCUAAAAAGGGUAACUACAGGAUGGCAUGGCAUAAUAUGGUGCGGCAUAUGUUAGUUUAAAGGGGAAGGACGUAGGUUAGCGGUAGGUUAACUAUUAG